Messenger RNA from Racocetra fulgida, 303 nucleotides. The record is from the annotation of a GenBank genome assembly. NCBI's taxonomy places the organism in Eukaryota, Fungi, Glomeromycota, Glomeromycetes, Diversisporales, Gigasporaceae.
AUGCUGGGAUGUUGGGGGUGUUUAUACGUUUUUGGAGCAGUAAAUGUUGCUGAAAAUCAAUUAGAAAAUGGAACAGUGAAUGCUGCCGAAAAUCAAUUAGAAAAAUUAGAAGAAGGCGCUAUUCCCCAAGAACAGGUCGAUAAUUCUUCAUCUCAAUUUGGUGAAAUUGAAGUCGCUCUUCCACAAAUCACUGAAUCAUUUGAAGAACUUAUGAAAAAAUCGAUUAAAGAGUUGAAAAUUAUUUUGGAAGAUCGCAGGAUAUCUACUAUUGAAUGUGUCGAAAAAGAAGACCUUGUAAAGUAA